AUUGAUCUUAAUCUAUAAAUCAUUCAUUUAAAAAUACAAAUUCAUGGCAGUUAGUUUUCUAUUUAUAAAAAUGUUUACUCUCUGAGUGGUUGCAUGGUGACAAAUUGUAAACUGGAACCGAAAGUUUUUUUCUUUAUUUAUGGGAGCUAGGUCUCGUGACAAGUUGCAUGAGUUCGAGUGUAAUGUCAAGUUGUUUUGUUUGGUACCUUAUCCUGUCAAACUUGUAAGAAUGCAAUUGCUUGAGACAAAAUCAUCUGCAAUUUCAUCAUCAGCUGAAUACAUCAGCUUCAGAAGUAGCAUUCCCCAAAAAAAGAUAAUUGUUGAUGAAGAUUCUAGCAAAAUAUGGACAUUAUAUGAUGCUGGACCUCGCAAUGUAACCUGUCCUUUGAUUUGUUUACCUCCUGUGAGUGGAACUGCAGAUGUGUUUUUUCAUCAACUUAUGGCUUUAUCAGCAAAAGGAUAUAGAGUUAUUACAGUACAAUAUCCUGUAUACUGGACAAUGAAAGAAUGGGUCACUGGUUUUAGCAAAUUACUGGAUCAUCUGAAUUUGGACAAAGUUCAUUUAUUUGGAGCUUCUCUUGGUGGUUUUUUAGCACAAAAGUUUGCUGAAGCUACUUCACACACACACACAGUUCAUUCUAUUAUUUUAUGCAAUAGUUUCACCGAUACAUCAAUUUUUAAUUUCACAGACACAGCAGUAUUGUUCUGGAUGUUUCCGUCAGUUGUUUUAAAAAGAAUGGUAAUGGGAAAUUUUUCUAAAGGUUACUUAGAAGCACCCAUUGCAGAUUCCAUAGAUUUUAUGGUUGAAAAGCUGGAAAGUUUAUCUCAGCCAGAACUUGCAUCCCGUUUGACUCUCACAUGCAUGAACUGCUAUGUUGAACCACAGAAACUUCGAGAUAUACCUAUCACAAUAAUAGAUGUUUUUGAUGAUAAUGCAUUAAGCAUUUCAGCACGUGAAGAGUUAUAUAAAUUUUAUCCUGAUGCUAAACGUGCUCACCUCAAAAAGGGUGGAAAUUUUCCUUAUUUAAGUUACAGUGAGGAAGUUAAUUUACAUAUACAGAUUCAUCUUAGGCCAUUUGAACCCAAAUACUCUGCAUGUGAUGAACCAUUAUGUCUAACCUUCCUUAGAUAUUGGAUUUCAUGAAAAUUUGUGACGUUUUACAGCCUGUUUCCACUAUAUGCCCUUUGAAACUAUAUGUGCUUACAAACUGUAUUUGUUCUAAGAGUGGCAUAAUUAUCAAUACAUAAAUGAUUUUUUACUGUGAUAGUUUUGAUGUAAAAUAAAUUUAUUUUAUAAAA
Stegodyphus dumicola is the source of this 1299-nucleotide messenger RNA. RefSeq names its product maspardin-like. The record is from RefSeq and is a predicted model, not a curated record. Lineage: Eukaryota; Metazoa; Arthropoda; Arachnida; Araneae; Eresidae.